CCGCCGAAAGUUGCGCUCCGGGAGCGCGGCGGGGGCGGCGGCGGCUCCGUCCCCGCUCCCUCCUCUCCAUCCCCUCCAUCCCCGCUCCUCGCCCCGAUGCGGCGGAAGCAGAAGCGGCUGCUGCAGGCGGUGGGGCUGGCGCUGGCCGCCCUGGUGUUCCUGCCCAACGUGGGGCUGUGGUCCCUGUACCGCGAGCGGCAGCCGGAGGGCGGCGCGGACGGGGCGGCCGCGGCGGGGGCAGCGGCGGGCGAGGCUCCGGCAUCGUACGUGAGGCAAAAGAAAGAUGCUUACUUUGCUGAUGGGCAAAGGAAAAAGGACUGGCAUAACAACGAAGCUAUAAGGAGGGACUCUGAGCGUGUAGGAAAUGGAGAACAGGGAAAACCUUACCCGAUGACUGAUGCAGAGCGAGUGGACCAGGCAUACCGGGAAAACGGCUUUAAUAUCUUUGUGAGUGACAAAAUUUCUCUGAAUCGUUCCCUUCCGGACAUCAGGCACCCAAACUGCAAAAAUAAGCUGUACCUGGAGAAGCUUCCGAACACGAGUGUGAUAAUUCCAUUCCACAACGAAGGAUGGUCCUCUCUGCUCCGGACAGUGCACAGUGUCCUCAACCGCUCCCCUCCUGAGCUGAUAGCAGAGAUAGUGCUGGUGGAUGACUUCAGUGACAGAGAACACCUGAAGAAACGCCUGGAGGAUUACAUGGCCCAGUUCCCAAAUGUACGAAUCCUGCGAACCAAAAAGAGGGAAGGGCUGAUCAGGACUCGCAUGCUGGGGGCCUCUGUGGCCAUAGGGGACGUCAUCACCUUCCUGGAUUCCCACUGCGAGGCCAACGUGAACUGGCUGCCACCCCUGUUAGAUCGCAUUGCCCGAAACCGCAAGACUAUCGUUUGCCCCAUGAUCGAUGUUAUUGAUCACGACCACUUCGGAUAUGAGACUCAGGCUGGAGACGCAAUGCGGGGUGCAUUUGACUGGGAGAUGUAUUACAAGAGGAUCCCCAUUCCUCCUGAGUUACAGAAACCUGAUCCCAGCGAUCCCUUUGAGUCUCCUGUAAUGGCUGGAGGACUGUUUGCAGUCGACAGAAAGUGGUUCUGGGAGCUGGGAGGGUAUGAUGCAGGUCUGGAGAUAUGGGGAGGAGAGCAGUAUGAAAUAUCCUUUAAGGUAUGGAUGUGUGGAGGUCGCAUGGAGGACAUCCCUUGCUCUAGGGUUGGUCAUAUCUACAGGAAAUAUGUUCCAUACAAGGUUCCCACAGGAGUCAGCCUGGCAAGAAACCUGAAGCGGGUGGCUGAGGUGUGGAUGGAUGAGUACGCCGAGUACAUUUACCAGCGCAGACCCGAGUACCGGCACCUCUCUGCGGGGGACGUGGCGGCCCAGAAGGAGCUUCGCAACAACCUCAACUGCAAAAGCUUCAAGUGGUUCAUGAGCGAGGUCGCCUGGGACUUGCCGAAGUUCUACCCACCAGUGGAGCCUCCAGCAGCUGCCUGGGGAGAGAUACGCAAUGUCGGAACUGGACUGUGUGUGGAUACUAAGCAUGGAGCCCUGGGAUCCCCUCUGAGGCUGGAAAACUGCGUGAAGGACAGAGGAGAGGCAGCAUGGAACAACGUGCAGGUAUUCACCUUCAGCUGGAGAGAGGACAUCCGUCCCGGGGAUCCUCAGCACACCAAGAAGUUUUGUUUUGAUGCCAUUUCCCACAGCAGCCCUGUGACCCUCUAUGACUGUCAUGGAAUGAAGGGGAACCAGCUCUGGAGAUACCGAAAAGACAAGACUCUCUACCAUCCAGUCAGCAGCAGCUGUAUGGACUGCAGUGAGAGUGAUCGAAAGAUUUUUAUGAAUAGCUGCAAUCCUUCAUCUCCAACACAGCAGUGGAUAUUUGAACACACAAACUCAACCAUCUUGGAAAAAUUUAACAGAAAUCUUGAUCUUUAAAAGACUGAGAAAAUAUAUAUAUAUAUUUUACAAUUAUAGUUUUUACUGGGGAGGGUUACAAAAAAUUUUUUUAAGAAUACUUUUUUUUAAACACUUAAUGAAGGUAAAAGGGAGAAUCUCAGGAGAAGGUUAACGAGCAGGCCAGUCUUUAUUGUGAAGAUGCUGCAUCCUUCUCUUCUGGGGAUGGUGGAAUUUUAAAGGCUUUGCCAGAGCCAAUUCUGUGCUGAGACUGAACAGAAACUCUGUUUUUAGAGGAGUCUGAAUGUGAUUCAAAUGGAUUUUUUUUUCCUUUGUUUUUGUUUUAUUUCCCACCUGGGUCUUGUGUUAAAUGAUUUUGUUAUCCAGGACCCUUCCAGGACUUUUUGUAGCUGCUAUACCACCUGCUGAAGUGUUCCCACAGCUUUAUCUUCCAAACUCCAUAUAAGUAAAAUCCUGACACGAGAUUUAAGCCUCCAAUCAAAAAAAAAAAAAGAAAAAGCCCAUCAGUGGAAAAUGAAAUGCAUAUUUUUUCGCCCUGGACCAAAUAUAUUUCAAACAGGUUGAGCAUUAUUAUUUUCCAAAUCAUAGCUCUGAUGAAGGAAUGAGCUCUAGUGGAAGUGCAGCCAAGUGUUGGGAAUGUGGCUGUAGUUAUUAGCAAUGAGAAAUCUGUCUCUGGUCCAUUCACUUUGCAGUCAGUUUGUCACUCACUGUUGAAUCUUCAAGGUGAAAGAUUAGCAGAGGGUUUUUUAAGUAAGUACAGUUCUUACAGGUGAAGACUUCUGCUAAGAGCCUUUGGAUACCAGGUUCCAAAUUUGUUUCUUAUUCAUAAUCCUUUUAGCACAGACACCUCCAGGGUUUCUCAGAGUUAAAUCUACUACGUGCAGACAACUUCCAUUCACAAUUGGUGUGAGCAGAUUAAUCCAGGAUAAUCAAUUCAGGGCUCAGAUUAGCCAUUGGUCUUUAUCCAUGUGUUCAUCAGUCUGUAAUUUGUUGAGUCCUGUGGUCAGUAGUGUUCUAGGCUUGUGGGAGUGUGCUAUCAAUCUCUCCUCCUGUCCCAACAUCCACGGCACUGUACAGUCUACUGUGACUGAAAAUCUCUUUGCUUAUGCAGAGAUGUGGGAUUGAUGGACCCAUUUUACUGGUACCCUCUCCCUUGUGCAGUCAGUGAGCAGUGCAAGGUGUUAUCCUUCUGUUUUGGCUGUGGGAUCUGCCAGACCAUGAACCAGGAUGGUCUCAUCCCAGGAGCUGGAAUGUACUGACACUAAAUCAUGAAUGGAGUACCAUUGGUUCAAGUCUAUCUGAAGCAAGUAUUAAAAAAAUCCAUGGUUUAAAAUGAAGUUGUUGCAAAAACAGGUUUACUAGUUUAUUAAUUGAAUUAGUCUUGUACUGAAGGCAGCAGUGGCAUUUUCUGGUAAAAUCUGUGAAUGAUGAUGCAGUUAACCUUGUGCACAGAUGCUGCAUAAAACUGAUUCCUUUGCCAGGAAUUGCCCAGCUCCUUGGUUUGUCCAGCUGCCCAUGCAGGAGUGCUGCAAGAGUAGGGAGUGUGCAGCCAGCUCUGGGAGUGAAGGGGAUAGGACCCUUCUGGCACUCUUGGGAAGCUCUGCUCUGGGAUGUCUGUCAUGUGAAGGCAAGGAGAUGUUUGCCUGGGGUCCCAAAGUGAGCAGGCUGGCUCCCUCUGCAGAGCUCCAGAAGAAAGAAGCCCUUUGUGAUGUUGCCAAUUGUAGGAUGGUUGCCCGUGCUUCAGAUGUCUCUGAGGACGGGUAGGGCUGUGUCUGGCAGCUGGGGGCAAACGGACACAACUGUCUGCCCCUUGAGCUCUCUACUGUGAUGUGCUGACUGUGGAUCAAAACCAUUUUCCCCUCUCUCAUCCUCACAGCUGAGGCCAUGUCUGGCCUCUUUUGCCAUCUUACCUGGUCCAUGCAGUCAUGGAGCAUGGGAAACAUUGUGUGCUGCAUUGCAGCUGGGACCAGGCUGCCAAAAUGUGUUGGUGUCUAAUGUUUUGGGAGUGAAGAAAACAAAAAAAGCUCUAGGUUUUCCUUGUGACAGUUCUGCAGCAGUAUUGUAUGGAAGUGAGACCAGCAUCAAGCAGAGUUGACAUCUCAUGUUCUCAGUUACUACAAUAUGUCUGUCAUUAGGAUCCCUUUUCAUUUCCGUGGGAGACAGAGUCACCUUCCAGCGCUUUGUGUCUGGCUGCUGCUUUCCUUAAGUUAUUAAUGCUCUCAUUAGUCUAGUAGUGCUGAGUGUGGAGCACUAGAUGGCCUGACUAGAUGUCUUUAUGAAUGUUUUAAUACCUGUGGAACAAGAAGCUGUUUGUCCACGAACAGUGAUAGUUUUUUUAUAAUUGGGACACAAUCAGCAGAUUCUAUAAAUGGACUGUAGGUUGUUCUGCUUGCAGGUUGCAACUUUGUGUGUCUUAGUUUUCUAAUGAGAGGAAUAGCUUCUGUUUCUAAAAUGCAUGGCUUGCUUUGUACUUGGGCUCACCUUGUGAAGAGAGCCCUGCUUGGCUCACAGGAUGCUUCAGAGAGAACUGCAGUAAUGAACAGGUCUUUUACCACUUGGAGAUCUUAAUUUGGAGAUAAAGGUCAGCUCUGAGUAGUUUGCACCAAAACAUUAGGUAGUAGUUGAGGCAAUUCCUGUUUGACAACCCACCACCAGUACACAGAAACUGGAGCUUUAGUGUGAUUGGUUUUACCAGGUCCUUCUUAGUGUGGUUUAUCUGCUUGCUGAAGGUUUGGGAUCUGAGUGUGAUAAGUGCCUCACAAAUUCUGUACAUUUCUGACUAGCUCGCUGGGCUUUGAACUAUUAAUUUAUUUGCAUCAAUUAUACUUUUCAAUACCCUAGAGGCUUUGCUGACUAAUGCAAAGACUUAAUAUAGCCAACCAUCCACUGAUUGAGAAAUAGAAGUAUUUCAUCAUCUGAAUCUUUAACUGAGCCUUUGCUGGGCAAUCUGGUUAAUUAUUCCAAUUAAUUUUGGUUAUUUGUAAGCAAAAUUGCUAAAGCAUGAAUACAUAAGCAAAUCUUCACAUCUGCAUGUGAGUCAAGACUGGAGAUUAAAUACCGGUGAUUAUCUAAUGGAAAAUAAAUGUUUUCAUAUUUUUUCCCCAAAAAAAGUAUUGAAACACCCCUCUCUUUAUGGCUGCAUAAGUUCUGCUGCUUUUAAGUAUCAGAAUCCGAGACAACAGAGGGAUCCCUGGGUGUGUGUUGUGUUGCAUAAAAUACUUUGAUUUGCUCUUGAAGCUGUUGUUGAUCUCUACUGGUGCUAAUCUCUAAGGCUUACAGACAGUAAAUAGGUUUGGGGCUCUCAUGUGUGCAAGGUAUCUUUUCUCAUACCUGGGAAAUGAACUUUGUUUUCUACACCACAAGAGAAGAAUGUGGGAGCCUUCCUGAAAGGGGAAUACAGCGUCAUUAAAAUAAAGAUGUGCCUUUUUAAAUGUAAAUGUACAGCAAAUGCUUAAACUUGAACCAUUUCCUAGUGCCUUGCUGGACAAGAGAGGAGAGGGGAAGGAGCUGGGAGAUAAGGAUGUAAGAGAAAGCUUGACUUCUGCAGUGGUUGUGUGUGUGUUGUUUUUUUUUAAAAUGUCUGACUUUCAGUGCAAAAUUUGUGUGAAUGACAGUAACUCAGAAGCUCCUGGGUUUCCUCUGUUAAAUCAGUAUCGUUAAUGACUUGGGGAAGGUUAUCACUGCUAAUAGGAAGACUUGGAAAGGAUGGCUGCUUCCUCCUGCUGUGCUGUAGCAACUGGAGCUAGCCUGGAGGGUGUCUUGGGUUAGCUGUUGGAUGUUUCACCUCAUGGUGAAGGCUCAUGAUUUCACUGGCAUGCAGGAUCCUGCAUUUUAUUUUCUAAGUAUGCAAAUCACAAAUAGCCCCAAAAGCUUAUAAAAUCUGUAGCCAGACGUGUCUUUCAGAAAAAGUUGAUGCCUUCCAUCACUGGGAAACUUUUUAAAGGGUAUGUUAACAACUCUAAUACAGAAGUAGCAAGAAAGCAAUUUCUCAUCCUGACUUUCUUCCUGGUUGGUUUUACAGCAGCCUGUGCACAGGGCUUUGCUUUCCUUUACUGGAGAGUUCCAGUCAGCAAACUUUCCUCCUCCCUGCUGCAGUGAGAUCAGGAUGCUGGGAGUCAAACAGGCACCACCAGCAUUGCAAGAGCACGGUGCUCUGGGGCUGCUGCAGGGCUGUCACAGCAGCUCUGCUGGCUCACAUCACCCUGGGGAGAGAUCUCCUAAAAGCCAUACUGGGCAAUCGUGGAACUGCUGGUUGAAAAGGGAGAAGAUUAUAUUUUGUCUUUCAGAGAUAUGGACAGGCACUUGAAUGGUUUUCAGGCUGUCAGCCUGUCAUGCUUCCAGUCAAAAUAGCCCUGGUAAAGCCAUGUGUGAAACAGCCUGGCUCUGCCAGCACAAGCACUGCAUGUGUACCUUGCAUCCCACAUCCACUCCCAGCUCCUGUGGUUCAUGGAUAAACUGUGUGGUUUCACAGGAUACACAGCAAAGGGGAGCUGGCCUGGGAGUCAGGAUCACUGGGUCCUGCUCCCAGGCUACUGUGGCCUGUUACUUGAUCUUAAGCAAGGAAAGUCUGUGUGAUGCAAUUUCCCAGCUUUUGUGGGAUUUACCUUUAAGUGCUUUAUUUCCUGACCUAAUGAGUGUUGAGUCCAGAUUUUAAAUCAAGCUGCAAGUCCUCACCUGGUUGAAGUGGAGAGGAGAGAUGCAAUGGGUGGAGAAUGGGAAAUGAGAUCCGAAAUUUGCAUCAGCAUUCAACACAGACUUGGCAAUUCAUUUCAUAUUCCUCAUUAACCAUUCAGAUUGAUUUAUUCACAUUAUAAAUUUAAAGUGUAACUGAAAUAAACUCACCUCCUGUUCCGAAUUCUCCUUAGUAGUGCCAUGCUUUAGCUUGGAGGUCUGUAUGGAACUAGGCAAUGACAGAUUAUGGAAAACCUAAUAAAAAGCCUAUGACUGUUUCUGACUCUGCUUCUGCUAGCUGAGUACACUCCUUUAUUUGCUGCAUUUUGAGCUUUCUUGUUGCUUCUGUAUGACUCAAAAGACUUCAAUGAUUCCAGCAGAUGUGAGGGAUUUGGGAGUUUUAUAUAAAGCCACUGGAUCUAUGUGGUCUUAAAUAUACUAGUCCAACUCUAGUUGAAAAAAGUCCUAAUCCCAAUUAGUGAGCAAGCAAAUGUGAACUUCAACCACAGAACAAGAUAAAAACUGAUCAAGCUAAUAACCUGAAACCUUAGCCCUUAUGAUAACAACAACAAAUAGCUUUAGCCUCUAGGGUGGAGAAGGGAAUUGGUUUCAAAAUGCAUUCUCCAGGAUCUCGGUGAUUAGGUCUAAGUUUGUCUGUUCCUUGUACUGCAUGCAUUUUCUCUGUAAAACUGGAUGGUGCCUCUUGAAUCAGUGUGUAUUUAUUUUGUGCAUAUUAGGACCAACAGCCUAAUAUCUGGGGGUGGUAAAGGACUUGUAGCACUUUAAUGUAGUAGCUUUCAUAAAUUGGGAAUCAUUGAUAGAAUGCCUAGUGUUUUUAAAGUUGAAUGGACUUCCUUUUAUAAUAUAUUUAAAAUAAAUUUUUAAUGUGUUUUCUGAAAA
This is a messenger RNA of Myiozetetes cayanensis, 7470 nucleotides long. RefSeq names its product polypeptide N-acetylgalactosaminyltransferase 10 (gene GALNT10). The transcript is spliced from 12 exons. Lineage: Eukaryota; Metazoa; Chordata; Aves; Passeriformes; Tyrannidae. The coding region runs from base 97 to 1920 and encodes 607 amino acids. Gene Ontology annotation, cellular component: Golgi apparatus. The record is from RefSeq and is a predicted model, not a curated record.